This is a messenger RNA of Adineta steineri, 2337 nucleotides long. NCBI's taxonomy places the organism in Eukaryota, Metazoa, Rotifera, Eurotatoria, Adinetida, Adinetidae. The record is from the annotation of a GenBank genome assembly.
AUGUCACGAAAACAGCAACGAAGUGGUUCACAACCACCAAAUGAACAUGUAUCACAACAACAACAUCCAACACGUCAUAUGGCAAUAAAUGUAACAAAUGAAACACUGUUACUUUCAUCAUUUGGUUGGUUAAUUAUUGAUGAAAUACAUUAUGCAGCUUCUUCAGGUGGUUUAAAAGUUGAUGGUUGUAUGAAAAAAGUUCAAGGAAAUGUUAGUUUAUCACAAAGACUUCGAGCUUUACAAUCAACAACAAAUAAUCAAAAUACAAAGAAAUAUGAUGGUUCAUUAAUUCUUCAAAUUGGUUCAACAUCACUUUCUUUAAAAGAAACUCUUUCUACGUCUACCGAUAAUCUUCCAUCGACAAAUAUUCCAACAGUUCAUCCAUCAUCUUCCAGUACUACUUCAUCCACACGACAAAUAUCUGUUCUUGAUAUAAUUGUUGGUAAAUCACAAGCAUUAACAUCACUUCAAACACGUGGUAUUAGUUUAACAUUAAGUGGUGUAACAAAUAUUGGUACAAUUGCAAUGGAUGUACCAUUAAGACCACAAGAAGUUCAUGAUCUUGUUAAUCGUGCUGGUCGUUUAAUAACAUCGUAUGUUCAAGAAUUUCUUCCCGAUGAUACACAACAAACAUCUUCUAUACCAACAACAACUAAUACAGAUAAUGAAUUAAUUAAUACAAGUUUAAAUGAUACUAUUGAAGAACCUACUACACCAGUUCCAUUAGAACAAACAAUAACAAGAAAACGUUUAGGUACACGUCGCAGAGAUACAAUUAAUCGUAAUAUAAAUCCACGUUCAUUAGAAACUCAACAAAAUAUAUCAACAUCAUCGAAACGAUCUAUAUUUGAAGUUCAUGUAACAGUACAUUACGAAAGAACGACAUUUUUUACAAUACUUCUUUCAACAUUAAAAGCGCAAUAUAAAAUAGAUGUUGCUAAUAUUGGUCGAAUGAAAUCAGUUAGUUCAGAUAAUCAUGUAAGACUUGAUUUUCCUAAAACACGUUGUUAUGGAAAUUAUUCUAUUCAACAAGAACAAGAAAGUAAAACAAAAGAUCAUUUAAAUCGUCGUACAAAAAUUGAUGUACUUAAAUUAACUAUAGCAGCUGAUUUUUUUGCACAAUUAGUUUUUGUUUCCAAAGUAAUUAUACAUGAAAUAAAUGAAAUUUUUGCAAGAGCUUCUGGAUUUGAUGAAUUUCAUUUUGGAACAACAACAAAACAUACACGUUUAUCAUCAUCAACAGUAGCUAUUAUGCGUAUUGGUUCAACAGAUACAGAAAAUGAAAAUGAAGAUGAAGAUGAUGAUGAACCAAAAAAAGAUCAACAAACAACACUAUCAACAUUAUUUACAUAUAAAAUAGAUAUAUCAAUGAAAGGUUUUGAAGUUAUGGGACAAAUGCCGUCAACUACAAUAGUUAAAUUUGAAAAUGGCGAUAAAAAAGUACCAAUAUUUGUUAAAUUAACAAAUUAUGAUGAACAAAAUUCUUUAUUACUCUAUAAUAAACCAUUAAUUAAGACACUCUUAAAUAUUAAACUUAGUUUAGGACAAUUAUUACACACAGGUAGUUUUCAAGAUGCUGCUUAUUUUCAAACAAAAGUACUUUUAAAAAAUUCAUUACAAUCGGAUGAUCCAGAUAAAGAAGCUUAUUUUAUUCGUUUAACAAAACCAAGUUUCUAUCGGCAACCUGGUGCUAUUGAUAAAGGAAUACUUUUUUGGUUAAAUUAUAAAAAUACAUAUGAACAUUGUAAUGAACAACGUGGUGCAUUUACAACUCCAAUAAGUAAUUCAACACGUUUACGUUCAAUUGUUAAUAUUCCAACAUCUCCUGCACCUAAUAGAGAACUUAAUCUUAUGUUUCAAUUACAUAUUGUUGAUUUGAGUAUUGCUAUACCACUUCAACAAUAUGAUCCACCAGCAAAAUUAUCAACAACAGAUAAUAUAACACCAUCAGGAUUAACAACCCAACAAUCUAUUCCUACACUUGAUGAAAGUAGUGAUUUUCUUGUUUUUACACUUGAUAAAACAACAAUAUCAGCAUGUUCAUGUGGUGCAAUAAUAAGUUCGGGUUCAUUUGAAGGUUUUUGUUUUCGUUUUGCUCAAAAUUUUAAACAAACAAAAAAAUCAUCUAAUGUUCAUGAAAAUCAUUGUGAUGUUCAACGUCUUCUUGAACAAAUUCAAUAUCAACAUGAAACAUCAAUUAAAUUAGAAAAAGAAUUACAACAAGAAAAAACCGUACUUGAAGAAAGACUUAAAAGUAUUGUAUAUAUGUUAGUUCAAAUAGAUCAAGAUAUGGUUACAGCUGAACAACAAAUUCGUGCUCAUAAAUCUCAAACAUAA